UGAGACGGUAUAUUUGAUCCAUAAAUCCACGGUCACACUUGUGCACACACCGCUAUAAAAUUCGGAAAAUUCUGUUAAAACAAUUUUUUAAUUUGUGGGGCAUUGAAAGCUAAAUUUGCAGCACACUCAGGUCGCGGUUAUCUCCUCGUACCUGCCGUCGCUGUCGUCGCAAUCGCGAUCGCAACCGCCCCGCCAACAAACGCCGCCGCGUAAUACCGGAUUUCCCCCCAAUUUCAAGAAACGCAAGAACCGUGGACGACAACGGAGCGGACAGCGCUGCCGCCAUGCCCGGAGCCGGCACGUUCAAGUUAUUCAUCGGGAAUCUCGAUGAAAAAACUCAGGCUACCGAGCUGCGUGCGCUGUUCGAGAAAUACGGUACAGUCGUCGAGUGCGAUGUGGUCAAGAACUAUGGGUUUGUGCACAUGGAAACCGAACAGCAGGGUCGCGAUGCCAUACAGAACUUGAACGGUUACGUUUUGAAUGAUAAUGCCAUCAAAGUGGAGGCGGCCAAAAGUCGUCGCGCCCCCAACACGCCCACUACGAAAAUCUUCGUGGGAAAUCUAACCGAUAAAACGCGGGCGCCGGAGGUGCGUGAGCUGUUUCAGAAAUACGGCACCGUCGUCGAGUGCGACAUUGUGCGCAACUAUGGGUUCGUGCAUCUGGACUGUGUGGGUGAUGUGCAGGAUGCCAUCAAGGAGUUGAACGGUCGCGUGGUCGAUGGCCAACCGCUCAAGGUUCAAGUAUCGACUAGUCGUGUGCGCCCCAAGCCGGGCAUGGGUGAUCCGGAGCAGUGUUAUCGUUGCGGCCGUUCCGGUCAUUGGUCGAAAGAGUGUCCGCGCCUCUAUGGCAGCACCGGAGGCGGACGCGAACCGCCAUCGCCGCUCAGUGCCGGCGGCUACAGAGAUCGUAUGUACGGUCGUGAUCCUUAUCCGCCACCACCACCUCCGCCGCCAUUCCUGCGUGAUCGCAUUAUGGAUGGCUUUAGGGAUUAUGAUUACUAUGACCGCCGCUUCGAGGAUUCACGCGAUCUGUACGAGCGUCGGUAUCAGUCAUCGCGUAUGCGCGACUUCCCACCGCCACCGAUUUCACGUCGCGAGCCCAUGCCAUUGCCGCCUCCGUUGAGCGGCAGCCUGCGCUCUUGCAGCGUCACACGUGGAUAUGACACCAUGUUCAGUCGUCGCUCGCCACCGCCGCCACGCAGCAGCAAUGGAAUGAGUCGCUAUGGCUCGCCAACACCUCAUGGCUAUGAGGACUUUAGUCGCGACUCCUUUGACGAUCGUAUGAUCUCGUCACGCGGCAUGCGCGGUCCCUCUCCACCGGGUCGCCGCUAUGCGCCCUACUGAGAUGAGUUUUACUAUCACGGCAGCAGCUGAGUGGCAUCCCAUCCCCAAACACGUUGAGAACAGAAACAGACUUGUGGCUGCUCAGCUGGUCGCCAGCAGCAGCAAGCUGUCAUCCUUAACAGAAUGUGCUGCUGCUGCCGACCACAUUUUCACACUUGUGGCUGCCGCGUACUCGUAUUUUACUACACUAACACUAAUCGUAAACUUAAACAAGAAAAUACCAUAUUUGUCGCAGCAUUUUCCCUCCUAUAUGCUCCUCCACACACGCGUUUGGACCGAACGGAAUCCGCUGAAUGUUGGUCAAGACCCUGCCCCACACACAUACACACACACACACACACCAACUAGACAACGACAGCUCAUGCCCUCUCCAGCAAUUAAACGAUCGAAAGUUAUUGAAUAUUGUGAAGUUUUGUGUGUACCAAUAAAGCAUCGAUAGCAGUCGAAAUAUGCAAAAA
This is a messenger RNA of Drosophila obscura, 1801 nucleotides long. It is a transcript of the gene lark, whose product is annotated as RNA-binding protein lark. The record is from RefSeq and is a predicted model, not a curated record. Gene Ontology annotation, molecular function: mRNA binding; zinc ion binding. Gene Ontology annotation, cellular component: cytosol. The transcript has 4 exons. Lineage: Eukaryota; Metazoa; Arthropoda; Insecta; Diptera; Drosophilidae. The coding region runs from base 285 to 1343 and encodes 352 amino acids.